AUGCUCCUCAAGACCCUCUUCGCUGUCGCUGCCCUGCUCGCCGCCCCCGCGGCUGCCGACCUCAACGUCUGGCCCGCGCCCGCGUCCUCCACGACGGGCAACAGCACCGUGUGCCUCGACCGCGGGUUCAAGAUCUCGGUGGCGGGGGGCAAGGCGCCCGCCGACCUCGUGUCGGCCAUCGCGCGCACGCAGGCCAACCUCCAGCGCUCGCAGCACCAGUUCCUCUCGCCCACCCACGGCGCAGAGUUCUUCCCCAACGGCCAGGGCUGCAAGUCGUACGUCAAGGAGCUGGUGCUCAACUACGCCAAGGGCGCGGUCCAGGACCCGAUCGCGUCCCCAGUCGACAAGCGUAUCGCCAACGAGGCGUACACUCUCGACGUGUCCGCCGCGGGCGUCGCGAGCGCCACCGGCGCCAGCUCGCUCGGCCUCCUCCGCGCCCUCACCACCUUCGAGAACCUCUGGUUCAAGCUCAACAAGGGCGCAAAGGUCGCCCGCCGCGACUACCGCCAGGCGCGCGAUGGUGAGGUCGCCGACGCUGCCAACUGGGGCGGCGGCGGCAGCGGAGGCGGAGCCAACCCCACGUUCGCGCCGUACGCGCCCUACCACAUCGAUGACAAGCCCGCUUUCCCCUGGCGCGCGGUCCUGAUUGAUACGUCGCGCCACUUCUUCUCGGUCGAGACGAUCAAGCGCCAGCUCGACAUCAUGAGCCUUGUCAAGCUCAACGUCCUCCACUGGCACAUUGUCGACUCGCAGUCGUGGCCCCUGGCCCUGUCCGCCUUCCCCAACCUCGCCGCCAAGGGCGCCUACUCGCCCGCCGAGGUCUACUCCGAGGCCCAGGUCAAGGACAUUAUCCAGUAUGCUGGCGAGCGCGGCAUCGACGUCGUCAUCGAGAUCGACACCCCGGGCCACACGUCCAUCAUCUACGACUCGUACCCCGACUACAUUGCCUGCUUUGAGAAGCGCCCGUGGACGACGUACGCCAACGAGCCGCCUGCCGGCCAGCUCCGCUUCGCCGACCAGAAGGUGACUGGCUUUGUGUCGUCGCUGUUCAAGUCGGUCGCGGGUCUGACCAAGAGCGCGUACUUUGGCACCGGCGGCGACGAGCUCAACGUCAAGUGCUAUGACGAGGACGCCCCCACCCAGGCCAUCCUCAAGGCCAACUCUUGGACGAUCGAGAACGCCCUCAAGAACUUUACCGUCCAGACGCACAACACGCUCCGCAGCGUCGGCCGCACCCCCGUCGUGUGGGAGGAGAUGGCCAUCUCGCACGGCGACACCGGCCUCGACCCCGCCACCGUCGUCCAGGUCUGGAUCAGCAGCGCCAGCGUCAAGCAGGUGGCUGACAAGGGCCUCCGCCUCGUGCACGCGUCCAACGACUACUUCUACCUCGACUGUGGCCAGGGCGGCUGGGUCACCGCCGACGGCGGCCUCAACUCGUGGUGCGACCCGUACAAGACCUGGGCGCACAUCUACUCGUUUGACCCUUACAACGGCACCACGCCGGCGCAGCACGCGCAGGUCCUCGGCGGCCAGGCAUCUGUCUGGGCCGAGCAGACCGACGAGUCCAACAUCGACUCGCAGAUCUGGCCCCGCGCUGCGGCCUUUGCCGAGGUCUUCUGGACCGGCGGCGGCGCCAAGGGCUUCCCGCUGAGCGCAGUCAGCGCCACGGGCCGCCUCCACGACAUCCGCUACCGUAUCGUCGACAAGGGGGUGCGCGCGAUCCCCAUCCAGCCCGAGUGGUGCGCCCUUCGUCCCGGUCUCUGCAACCUUGCCGGUUAAGCAGGCACGACCCCGUUGCAGCCCCAGUCCCAGUCCAGUCCGUU
Molecule: messenger RNA, 1823 nt
Organism: Vanrija pseudolonga
Lineage: Eukaryota; Fungi; Basidiomycota; Tremellomycetes; Trichosporonales; Trichosporonaceae
Product: Beta-hexosaminidase
Exons: 8
Coding region: 1-1779 (592 amino acids)
Biological process (GO): carbohydrate metabolic process; glycosaminoglycan metabolic process
Cellular component (GO): membrane
Molecular function (GO): beta-N-acetylhexosaminidase activity
Source: RefSeq, a predicted model, not a curated record